This is a messenger RNA of Medioppia subpectinata, 1128 nucleotides long. NCBI's taxonomy places the organism in Eukaryota, Metazoa, Arthropoda, Arachnida, Sarcoptiformes, Oppiidae. The record is from the annotation of a GenBank genome assembly.
AAAGUCAAUGUUCAGCGCAAAAACACAAUCGUUAUUAUAAUUACGUUAUUUUUACAAACAAUUAUGGCUUAAAUUAUUGUGUGAUUGAAAUUUAAGUGAUUAAAUCAUUUUUCAAUUAAUUUCACUCAAUGACAAUAGUAUUAUUAACACAAUAGUUUCAUUAACACUAGUUACAUAUAUUUAAUUAAUUUAAACUUUAUACAUUUAUACGUAUAACCUAAUAUGCAUAAUAAAUCAAUCAUCAUCAUCGCAAUAUUGUGUGCAAUAAACAUAUCAUGGUGCUUAACGCAAAAACUUCAAUACCCCAUAUACUAUGCCGAAGACAUAUGCAACGAGACUAUUACCAUGGGUACAGAACCGGGCAACAGUUCAUUCGUGGUAAAACUGACCAAAAACAGCCAGAGCAAAUUGAUCACAUAUUGUAUGGUAGCCGUACGGCUGUCCACCGGCACUGACCAUAGGGUUCACGUCAACACCAAACACGUGAUCGACGCCUACAAGAAAAUUAAUGCCAACAGUCGUAACACAAUUACGGUCACGGAAUUGAGUGAUGGCCGGCACGUGGACAUCGAGUUCAAUGGCCUAGGUGAUGAUAUUGAACUAGUGGUCACUACGUAUCUAGAAAUCGAUGAUGAUGAAAAGUGCCCAAAACACUACUUUCUAUGCGAUAUAAACAAAUGCAUUCACGAAAUAUAUCGCUGCGAUUCCUAUGUUAACUGUCUGUCCGACGAAAGUGACAUCGAGUGCGCAUAUGAUAUCACCCCGAACGAAACCAUGUUGAUCACGAUCAUUUUAGCCAUUGUUGGCUCACUGUUUGGCACCACGUGUUUACUCUCGAGUUACCUGUAUUUGACGUAUUAUAGGAAACGGGAAUCACUUUUGGACAGUAAACAGCUUAACUACGGCACCAUCAAUAACAGUCUGUCCCCCGUCCAGUCCUGUCAACACUCUUUCACUAUAAUUAAAUAAUUUAUAUAUUGUUUUAAAUAUUUGUAACACUUAACAAGGUUAUUUUUAUUUGUGUAAUUAAUUAUUUAAUCGUAAAAUAUUUUUAUAUUCAUGCAAUUUUGAUAAACAACGGACCGCUGGUCACGCAAUCAUACACAACAUUUACAAUAUUACUGACAC